AUGCUCGACCUCGCCAGGACUUUGAAAUCACCUAAGAGUGCCACCAUCAUGUCGUCGUUUUACUUUCCCGACGUCGCCAGCGACAUGGGAAACGUCUCUAUGAACUACACUCACAUGGAAUCCGGGUCGGCGGAGAUCUUCGCGGAGUCUCUUUUUCGGAUCUUGACCCUCUCCGCCAUUUUCCUCAUCUCCGUACCGCUCAACAUCAUCGUGCUCGUCAUCGUGUUCCGUCGACGUCGUCACAAGUCGCGGGUGAACAUCCUGGUCAUGCACCUGACGCUCGCCGACCUCUUCGUUGCCCUCAUCAACAUCCCGACGGACGUGGUGUGGUUCUGGACGGUGCGGUGGUUGGCUGGGAAUGCGAUGUGCAAGAUCAUCAUGUUCAUCGAAUCCUUCAACAUGUAUGGGUCAUCGUUCAUACUCAUCGUCAUCAGUCUCGAUCGCUACGCUGCCAUCGUACACCCGCUCAGUAUUCAUCAAGCAGAUAGACGCUGCAAGAUUAUGGUUCGAGCCGCCUGGGCAUGCAGUGCUCUUUGCAGUGUUCCCCAGUUCAUGGUUCAUGAAGUUCUGUCACCGUAUGAGGCUCCGGACUUCACCCAGUGUGUCGACUACCGAUUCGCAUUUGAACAUCAGACUCUUUGGUGGCUUUACCAUAUUUUUGUGACACUUGCCAUGUACGUCGUGCCUCUCAUUACUAUAUUUACCUGCUACACAGCCAUCAUAUACAAGAUUUGCCGGAAAACGAAGCAAGCUCGUCAAUCCGUCAAUAACAAUGAAAGUAGCGUCCUCAGGCGGUCAUGUUCGAGCAGUCUUCCUCGAGCAAGGAUGAAAGCCCUCCGUCUCACGGCUACCAUUGUGACGGCAUUCGUUAUGUGCUGGGGUCCAUAUUACGUCCUAAGCACAUGGUAUCAUUUCGACACGAGAUGGCAAACAGGGGCUGGCCUUCCAAACCCCGACUGGAUGAUCCACAUCAUGAUGGCGCUAGGCUACUCCAAUAUCUGCCUUGAUCCAAUCAUCUACGGUAUAUUUGUGACGCGGUUCAGUCUCUGCCACCGCCGUGGUAAGUCCGCGGUCAUGCACCCGCUCACCACCUACCGCCGAUCCACCCUGAACUCCAAGGUCAUCACAAACGACGGUCAUACGUCCUCCGUGAGAUUCAACCACACGUUGGUUUCGAGCAAGAACAGUUGCAGCGGUACACACGCGGCGAUCGACACGGUCACGCCGCUCGUAGACGGGGACGCCAGAAGGAAUAUAUUCGUGAAUAGGCGCGAGACAUCGACAACGACGUAACGGCGUCGCUACAGAUACGUCUACUAGACGCUUGACUUCUCAAAUCGGACGUUCGAAUUCCUCUCGUUGAAGAACCUAAUUAUCUCUAUCGUUAUAUAUUUUGUUCUGGUAGAGUGUUUUCUGUAACUGUUUUCUUUAAAAAAAAAAAUCGUCAAAUAUCACUCUUAUCAGUUACGGAGAAACUAUGUAAUCAAAAUCUUCUAAAAUACUAUGAUCCUAGGGGAAAAUUCUAUUUUUGAUCGACACUCUCAGCAGGGCUAAAAUAAAAAAAACAUCGUGACAAUAUUUUUUAAAACAAAACAUAAUAUCCGACUGAAUCAUCUUCUUUUUUUCUGUGGAUUGUACAUGAAUCACACACACAAAAAAAUAGUUGCCUGUCUUUACUUGCUUACACGGAAUUUAAGAUGGCGCUAUACAAUCUUUGAAAGCAGGGGGUGAUAAUCAAGCCAGGGAAUCCGGUUUGUUUGCUUCAUUUAUAAUUCAAACUGAUAAAAAUCGAUUUUUUUUUCUUUAUUUGGCGUCAUCACAGUUAUUUUGGGCUCGAGCCGUCCUUGGCAUGUUAAUUCAUCGUCAAAGUUUAUUUUUUUACGUUUUAUUUUAUUUGUGAUAUGUUUUAUAUGUGUACUCUACAUGACUUUUGUAUAUUGAUAUUUCUCCUUGUUUUUCAAAUAAUCGGGCUAAACUACUAUCAUUUUAUAGCUCUUUGUAGGAUGUGAAAAAAAAACAUUGCUUGUAUAAUACUCAUAUGUUAUAAUCAGUGUUUCCCUGUCUUAUAUUACUCUGCAAAAACUCCGGUGUUGAUUUAACACCAGCGCGGAAUCUAUGUACAUGUAUGUCCACA
Messenger RNA from Lytechinus variegatus (green sea urchin), 2134 nucleotides. Its product is annotated as gonadotropin-releasing hormone II receptor-like. Gene Ontology annotation, biological process: G protein-coupled receptor signaling pathway. NCBI's taxonomy places the organism in Eukaryota, Metazoa, Echinodermata, Echinoidea, Temnopleuroida, Toxopneustidae. Gene Ontology annotation, molecular function: G protein-coupled receptor activity; peptide binding. The coding region runs from base 1 to 1293 and encodes 430 amino acids. Gene Ontology annotation, cellular component: membrane. The record is from RefSeq and is a predicted model, not a curated record. The transcript is spliced from 4 exons.